Homo sapiens (human) is the source of this 1617-nucleotide messenger RNA. RefSeq names its product syntaxin 4 (gene STX4). Gene Ontology annotation, molecular function: SNARE binding; SNAP receptor activity. Bases 686 to 1345 code for a protein of 219 amino acids. Gene Ontology annotation, biological process: intracellular protein transport; SNARE complex assembly; vesicle-mediated transport. Gene Ontology annotation, cellular component: Schaffer collateral - CA1 synapse; lateral loop; cytoplasm. The record is from RefSeq and is marked validated. Lineage: Eukaryota; Metazoa; Chordata; Mammalia; Primates; Hominidae. The transcript has 10 exons.
CCCAGCCUCGGGCAAGGAAGAGACGCGACCAUGUGCGCAUGCCCCGAAUUUAUCACGGAGGGGCGGGGCUGAGGCUGCGGGAGCUGGAGCGGGGAAGAAAAGGGAAUUCCAACCUGUGGAACCUUGGGGGGUCCCCGGGGUCGGCGCCUUCCCAUUGACUGUGGGCGGUGCAAGGGACGGAGCCUCUGGCGGCUCGUGGGGGUGUUGGGGUCCGCAGGGGGAGGGAGGGGAGUGUCAGAGUGUGAGCGGGGUACGGGAAUUCCAAAUUUGAGGGCCUCCCGGCUCUGGCGCCGGGGAGGGAGAGCUCAGGCCGCCAUGCGGGACAGGACCCACGAGCUGAGACAGGGGGAUGACAGCUCGGACGAAGAGGACAAGGAGCGGGUCGCGCUGGUGGUGCACCCGGGCACGGCACGGCUGGGGAGCCCGGACGAGGAGUUCUUCCACAAGGUCCGGACAAUUCGGCAGACUAUUGUCAAACUGGGGAAUAAAGUCCAGGAGUUGGAGAAACAGCAGGUCACCAUCCUGGCCACGCCCCUUCCCGAGGAGAGUGAGUGAAACCCCGGCUGCAGGGCGCAUGCUCCGCCCCAGGGAUUGUGGGGGUUGUAGUUCCACGCAGGUGGUGGCCAGAGUGGUUUGUUGAGGUGGGGGCUGCUGUUUGGGAGUCUUGGCCUUCUCUUAUUCAGGCAUGAAGCAGGAGCUGCAGAACCUGCGCGAUGAGAUCAAACAGCUGGGGAGGGAGAUCCGCCUGCAGCUGAAGGCCAUAGAGCCCCAGAAGGAGGAAGCUGAUGAGAACUAUAACUCCGUCAACACAAGAAUGAGAAAAACCCAGCAUGGGGUCCUGUCCCAGCAAUUCGUGGAGCUCAUCAACAAGUGCAAUUCAAUGCAGUCCGAAUACCGGGAGAAGAACGUGGAGCGGAUUCGGAGGCAGCUGAAGAUCACCAAUGCUGGGAUGGUGUCUGAUGAGGAGUUGGAGCAGAUGCUGGACAGUGGGCAAAGCGAGGUGUUUGUGUCCAAUAUCCUGAAGGACACGCAGGUGACUCGACAGGCCUUAAAUGAGAUCUCGGCCCGGCACAGUGAGAUCCAGCAGCUUGAACGCAGUAUUCGUGAGCUGCACGACAUAUUCACUUUUCUGGCUACCGAAGUGGAGAUGCAGGGGGAGAUGAUCAAUCGGAUUGAGAAGAACAUCCUGAGCUCAGCGGACUACGUGGAACGUGGGCAGGAGCACGUCAAGACGGCCCUGGAGAACCAGAAGAAGGCGAGGAAGAAGAAAGUCUUGAUUGCCAUCUGUGUGUCCAUCACCGUCGUCCUCCUAGCAGUCAUCAUUGGCGUCACAGUGGUUGGAUAAUGUCGCACAUUGUUGGCACUAGGAGCACCAGGAACCCAGGGCCUGGCCUUCUCUCCCAGCAGCCUGGGGGGCAGGGCAGAGCCUCCAGUCGGACCCCUUCCUCACACUGGCCCCUAUGCAGAAGGGCAGACAGUUCUUCUGGGGUUGGCAGCUGCUCAUUCAUGAUGGCCUCCUCCUUCAGGCCUCAAUGCCUGGGGGAGGCCUGCACUGUCCUGAUUGGCCGGGACACACGGUUUUGUAAAAAAUUAAAAAACAAAAAAAGAGCAUAGAAA